AUGACCUCCAGGACCCCCAUCGGCGUCCACCCGCGACCGCCGCAACGAACCCUCAGCAGCACAUCGCUGCCGUCGGCUCAGCGGCCUCCGCCCCAACGCGCUCUAUCGCAGCAGCUGUUUCCUUCAUCGCCUGUGCGCAAGGACUCGGCCCUCAGCGAUGCCUCGAGCGAUUCCGUUGACCCUGUCCAGGCCCAAGGCCAAGGGCAGGGUCAGAACACAAUCCUCGGCCAAGGCCAUGGUCGCCUUGUCACCACGCCGCGAAGAGUCGGCUCUCGGUUGCGCCUCGAACUUUCUAAUAUCGACCCUCCCGGAAGCGCAGCUUCAGCAUCAAUCUCGGCCUCGGCCUCGGCGUCUGUUUCUGCUGCCUCGUCGCCACAGAGCCAUACCACGUCGCGUGGGCCGUCCAUGGCUGACGCUGCAGACGUCGACGGCUCUAGCCCAGCACCCUCUCGGGCCUCGGCCGCCGACUUUGACAAUGAUAACCAUCCUUUACCCAUGCCCAGACGACGCCCGCCGACAUCGCAGACAUAUCCAGAGCUCUCGAGACGAUUAGCAGCUCCUCCGAGGCCUGCGCCAGCCCUUAAGAAGGAUGGGCGCCCGAGGCCGUGGACCGUCGAGGUUCCCAAAAACGCUCCACGUUAUCCCUCUGCUGAGAAGAAGCCCAACGCAACGGGUGGUGACCCGUUCAGUCGAGGCCUCUUUUCUGGACACGCCGACUUCUUUCCUUGGCAUGGCGGCAAUGGCAAGCACCACGAAGACGACUGGAGCCCUGAAGCGAUCCAGAAGGGCACCUGGGAUCGCGGCAAUCAGAACGAGACGAGUACCGCGAGGAUGACAAUAUCCCCAGCCAUCAAGCAAAAGACGGGCCUGGGUGCCCUAUCCACCAUCUUCAUGGGUGUUCUCAACCAGCGCAGACAUCGCGGCCACGUCACUGCUCCAUCGACCUUUAAACCUCCUCCCCGCGUUACCCUGACCGAUACCAAGAGGGAAGUUUGGAUGAAGGACUUGGCCAACCCUGCCAUCUCUCUUCGCCGACUAAGUAGGACGAUCCCUCACGGCAUCCGCGGCCGAACUCUUCUCGACCAGUGUUUGAAUAAAAGCGUGCCGACCGAACGAGCUGUCUGGCUGGCCAAGUGCGUCGGUGCCAACGAGAUUCGCGCUUUUAAACGAAAAGGAGCCCCCGGCGGCGCUUUUGCUAUAGCAGGCGAGUUCAAGUGGAUAAGGGAUUGGACCGUCUUUGUGGAGCAAUUCAUCGAGUCCGUUUCCUCCGCCUUUGGUGAGCCGGACUGGAAGGCCAAGUUGACUUAUGCCAUACGACUUGCCACAAACCUAUACGCCGAACAGCUCCUUGACCGGGAUCACUAUCUCGAUUGGAUCACAUCUGGCCUCGAGCAUAGCCCCCAGUCCAAGAUUCCCAUGUGGAUCCUGAUUGCUCAGAUUUGCUGGGCUGACAUCCUGCGCUCCCGAAAAUAUGGACGGCGUCUUGUUUAUUCACUUCUUGCACAUCUCAAUACCAUUCAUAUCCAUCCUGACAAGGAUAUCCUCAUUCAACUAUCCAGCCAGCUUUCGACGCUGUUGGUUUCACUCAUCAGGAACAACCCCGAUAGCUUCAUCGACCCAGGACUUUGGCCAAAGUACAAAGAUGCCCUAGAGGCCUUUUUACCACGGGAUGACAAAGCAGGCCGAGAAGCCUAUCACUACAUCAAUAUUAGAAAUGGCCAAUUAUCUAUUACUAGCACUGCUUCGCCAUUGGUUGGGCGACCACAGCUGGUGCGGCUUUUGGACGCAACACUCCUCAGCCAGAUAGACCGUGAUCUGCCCCAAAAAUGCUGGGCCACUGGAGAUGACAAAGUCGAUAUUGUGAGGACUACUGUGGACUGGGCUACUUCCUUUUACCGCCCCGGCUUGGCAAGGGUGUACAUUGCGGCCAACUUAAUCAGGUUUUGGAGCUCGCUCAGGGUUAACGUCACUGGUGCGAUUCUCGAGCACAUGGACACCAUACCAGUCGGAGAUGGGGGUCGGAAGCAGACCGUCUACCAACUCGUGACGGAACUGGUUCGAACAGGCCAGUUUUCGGUUCCCCAGUACCUAAAGUGGCUUGUGGCUCGCGGAGCCUGUAGCCAACCUUCCGAAGUUGACUCCGAUGAUGCUCCCUGCACCACCAGAUUGCUUGUUCACCUCCCAAUACGCUACCUCACUGAAGAUCAGAAGGAUGACCGGGCUAAUCUGCUAAGACGAGCCGCCAACUAUUCUACUGUCGAGGAAGCAAGUGAUAUUGGCAACGCUCUAAUGUGCGUCAACCACACUUUGGGCUUGCCGGUGCAGGGCGAUGCCAUGGCUGGUAGAAAUCCGAUUCCCUUGCGAAAGCUCGUCCCUAGAAUCGUCAGCAGCUCAAAGGCUUUGCAGACCACUGUGGGCCUUCACCUGCGCGAGACUGUCUUGAGGCUCGUCAAGUCCGUCCAACCAGUGUCUCUGCGCCUGUUCUCCGCUAUACGCACCAUUUUAGAGGCGACCCAGGACUUUUAUGCGCUUUGCGACGUCUUGAAGCUUUGCUCCAGGACAACCAAUAUCGAAGUGCUCGCAUCCUGCGUCGACACUGUAAAUCUGAACCUGCAGGUUUUUUACGCCCAGGGCGGUGCGGAGCGUUUAUUCAACAUCUUCUUUGAGCGGCUAAAGGCCAUCAACCAAGAGCAGGGCCUAGUUUCGCGCCCGUUGCUUGCUUCGCUAUGCUUCCUCUCCAGGCGGAUGCCGAGUCGCCAAGAGAUUGCCAAGUAUCUGGCCCAUGAGCUUGCCCAAAGCGAUCGCAACAAUGCGACCGACGCCUGCUCCCCCAUUUCGGAUAACAUGGUCAAUCCGCCAUCGGGCGCUGAUGGCGAGGUCUCGGAACAAAUCGAGAAGCUGCUGGCGAGUGGCAAUAGCAUCGACCACCCGACCAUGAAUCGCCUCUUUGGAUACAUCAUCCGCAGACUGGAGGCAGGCUGGGCUAAGAUGGACGACAAUCGUCGGAUCCACGCAUCUCUUCUUACCCGCCUUCGUUUAUUCGACUCCCAGCAUUUCGACAAGCUCAUGUCCGACUGGGUUGGGCGUGUUCGGCUUCUCAAGAGCCGGAAGCGAUUGGAUGCUGUGUUUCCCCUCCUAAUCAUUACCGAUGCCUUACCAGUUUCGUUCCUGGUCGGCCCUGCAAGCUUGACCCGAGCUGCCGCCCCGGGAGAUGCUGAUGCGGCGGCGCCACCUGACUUGACGUCCCCAGGAGCAGUAACCUAUCUUCAGGAAUUGCUUCAUUUGAUCUUGUCGAAUCUGCCUGCCGACACUGAUCUCAGCCAGGAAGAGGCCUACCGCUUUGGCAUCUACCAGCGGGCUAUCCAGUUCAAUCACUACAAAGGCCUACUUUCUCUCAUACGCCACGCGGUUGUCGAAUAUGCCGACCUUCGAGCCCGAGAUGGGAAUGCAAACCUGCCACUUGACGAUGGCACAUAUCGCGAGCGUGUGCUGGGCGCCUUACGCCUCUUGGUGGUGAUGCAUACGGCAGACGUCACAGAAGUAUUCAGCGCCAAAAAUAUCCCCCCAGCGGGAUUCCGUCUGGCCCAUGAAAUAGUUAGCAAUCUUUUCCAGCAGGACGGGGAUCAAAGCGCGGCGUCGGCUGCGCCAUAUGACCAUAUCUUGCGCCUGGCAAACGAACUGACGAUGCCAUUCUGCCAAAUUAAGCUGAAUAUGGACCUUUCUAUCCCACCACCCCGCCAAGCCGAGAAUGAAGACGGCCAGCCGCAAAGCCUCUCUCAGUUUGAUUUAUUUGCCAAAGCUAUGGACCGCGCCAUCGAAGCACAAAACAUUAUGUGGACGACGAUGCUUCCCUGCCUAAGUGAAGAUAUUUCCCGACAUUUACAGAGCCAGGCCCGUUCGCGGUUUCUGGACCUAGUACCGACUUCCUCCAAAAACCCCAGCCCCAGCAAUGUCCAUGAUGCCGUCGCUAAUAGCAAUAAUUUAUACCUUGCCGAGAAGCUCCUUGGCGUUAUCGAGGCCAUCGUCGUAGGCCAGCAGCCGCCAAACACGGCUCAGCUUACCAGUGUCCUGGCCGACAGGCUAUCAGACCUCGUCGAACUUGUCGUUGCGCCAAAGGACCAUGAGGAUAAGAUGAAGGGGUUGUUGAUCCCCAUCAUCGAACACUGGCUACCGAUGCUGCUGAGAUUUGUGCUUUUACACAGCGUGUCCUCGGAACCUCUGAGUGCAUCUGUCAUGACCACUACUCCUCAAGGCAAGCUGGUUCUGCCUCCGCAUCACGAGGCACGAGCACACACUGUUCUGACUCUCUGUCGUCUGUUUCUUGCGCUUGAAGCGCUGCCGAGCCAGGUGGUUGGUGCCAGCUUGCUGCAACAAGUCUUUGAUGUUACCACAGUGUUGGCAGAUGGCUUGCCCGAUGACCUGCGUCUUCACUGUGCCAAGUCCAUUCUUCUCGUCCCCGGCAUGAUGCCAAACUUGCACUCGUCUUCAGACGCUCGCCUGUUCUACAUUUUUAGCGUCCCGCAGCUCACUGCGACAGAUGGCCUGAUGCUUGCCCAUAGGGAAAAGACGACGAUGCCUCAUAGCACAGCAGCCAGGGGUAUGGGUGCAAUGUAUGGGAUUGGCCCGACAUCCCAGGAGAGACUCUCCCCGUUUGUUCUUCGACGAUGGGAAUUGCUUAGUGAGCCCACUCCCAACGUCGGCGUGAAUGAUACGAGCUUGAGUCUAGGCCUUUUUGAAGCCAUUAGAUUACACUAA
Messenger RNA from Trichoderma virens Gv29-8, 4755 nucleotides. RefSeq lists its product as uncharacterized. Gene Ontology annotation, biological process: regulation of transcription by RNA polymerase II. Gene Ontology annotation, cellular component: mediator complex. The record is from RefSeq and is a predicted model, not a curated record. NCBI's taxonomy places the organism in Eukaryota, Fungi, Ascomycota, Sordariomycetes, Hypocreales, Hypocreaceae. The transcript has 2 exons. The coding region runs from base 1 to 4755 and encodes 1584 amino acids. Gene Ontology annotation, molecular function: transcription coregulator activity.